AUGGCUUUGCUACUUAGGUUGAGCUUGGCCAAAGCAGUAGGUCUAUUCUGUUGGAUGCAACUAAAAAGAACACACCUACGGGGGCGGAGGCAUAGGGGAAAUAAAAGAUCUAAGUUUUUUUUAUCUCGCUGGUUUUCUGUCCAAGACAGAGCAGUCGCAGCGAACCUCCCUGCUCCAUGGCCAUCUGAAUCUCUUUCCCUUUCACCAACGUCCACGGCUCCUCCGACCAAUAUCCAGCCUCCCACAGCCACACCAGACUACAGCCGAAGCCGCCAGCCCCAUCGCAGGCAACCGAACAUAGCCACCACGGGCAGCCCCUCCCUACUGUAUGCUGAGUCUUCCAGGCACCAGCUGGCUCGUGAGAACCACCGUCACUGUCGCCGUCUCCCGGCCACUUGUCCCUUUAUGGCUCUCCCACAACCGUCACCGUCGCCGUCUCCCGGCCACUUGUCCCUCCACGGCUCUCCCACAGCAGCAGACAGCAGCAGAUACCAGUGUCCCUCCAGCAGACCACCCACCCUCUCCUCUGCUCCUACCAGCAACUCCUCACCCAAGCCCCACGCCUGCUGCUCUUCACCGUUUCUGUUCCAGACACAGGCUACAGCACUAACUCUCGCUCAAUCCCUCCUCACCUCAGACUCUCAGAGCUCAGAUCUCACACACCCACGUAAAUCGCAAUAAAUAAUUGAUUAGCCUCGGGUGGAGUAUGGUUGGAAGAAUUGAAACAUCCAAUAGUGCUUUAAUUCGGGUUAAUUGAAGUAAUGUAGCAGUUUUGUGCAGCUUUGGUAAUUGGUCAUAACUUUGACUCGGUUGUCCAAUUUAUACAAACUUGGUUGCAUUUCAAAGAAGACUUCAAGACCUACAAAUUUGCAUUUCAUGAGAAAGUCCAAAUUACAAUGUUUAGCCUUCCAAACUUGAGUUAGAAGAAAGGUGAUGAGAUUAAACAAUAAAUUUCAACAUCACAAGGAGUGCAACUACCAUUUUGGUAGGUGAAGGUGUUGUUGGUAGGUGAAGGUGUGUGUGUAGGUAUAGGAGUGUAACUAAUAAAUUGUGUUAGGUCUUGGAGUGGAAGUAGUAGUUUUUCAACCUAUAAAUAAGAGGCUUGUGUUAGCCUUAAAAAAAAAAGGAAGAACCUCAUUUUCUUGUAUCGAGCAACCUUAUUUUCUUGUAUUCUCUCUCAUUUCCUUAUAAACAUUCGGAAGUUUUUA
This is a messenger RNA of Malania oleifera, 1208 nucleotides long. Its product is annotated as classical arabinogalactan protein 9-like. The transcript is spliced from 3 exons. The record is from RefSeq and is a predicted model, not a curated record. The coding region runs from base 1 to 681 and encodes 226 amino acids. NCBI's taxonomy places the organism in Eukaryota, Viridiplantae, Streptophyta, Magnoliopsida, Santalales, Ximeniaceae.